AUAACAAUAUAACAUUGUUUAAUAUCUUAAGCUGUAUUGAUAAAAUAUAAAACAAAUAUGGACGGUUUGCCUUUUAUACCGGGAUUUCGUUUUAAUGACAUAACAAAACAAAAUUUUAAUUUGAGUGCUCAAUUCCGAUGGAAAAACGGAUAUUCCAUUCCCAAAGUUAAAGCAACGGGUAUAGGAAAGAGUACACUCGACGUUGACACCGUCUUGUAUGGUGAAAAAUUUAACAUCACUGGUUACGAUCCAACAUUGACAUAUGGAAAAGCCAAAGACGAUCCAAAACCAACUGAACCACCAUAUUUUGUAAAGUUUGAUAGAAAAUGUCUUUCCUUCAUUGGAUACACCAAAGACACUGUAGAUAACUCACCACUAGUGACGUUUCGAGUGCGCAAAGUUAAAAUUACAUACUUCUUGGUUGAUGACACUAUUGCCAUCGUGGAAUCCGUUGUUAAGGUUAAUUUUUUUCUUUACUACAAUUCCUAAAAUAUUUAAUCCUCAAAUUCUAUAUUCUAGUUACGAAUAGCUAACAAAAUUAUAUGUUUUAACGUACUGUAUAGCCGCUAAACACUGUGUAAACUUAUUAUAUUAUUUAUAUAUAAUAUUAACUAAUAUGAAUUAUUCGUUGUUAGACUUAAAUUAAAUUUUUCCUUUAAAAUAGCCACCACAAUUAUUAGUUGUUAAUGCUGAUUUU
Molecule: messenger RNA, 697 nt
Organism: Acyrthosiphon pisum (pea aphid)
Lineage: Eukaryota; Metazoa; Arthropoda; Insecta; Hemiptera; Aphididae
Product: EF-hand domain-containing protein 1-like
Exons: 3
Coding region: 58-489 (143 amino acids)
Biological process (GO): mitotic spindle organization; mitotic cytokinesis; cilium-dependent cell motility
Cellular component (GO): axoneme; mitotic spindle
Molecular function (GO): alpha-tubulin binding
Source: RefSeq, a predicted model, not a curated record